Molecule: messenger RNA, 771 nt
Organism: Helobdella robusta
Lineage: Eukaryota; Metazoa; Annelida; Clitellata; Rhynchobdellida; Glossiphoniidae
Exons: 5
Coding region: 1-771 (256 amino acids)
Cellular component (GO): cytoplasm
Molecular function (GO): guanyl-nucleotide exchange factor activity
Source: RefSeq, a predicted model, not a curated record
AUGUUCACGCUGAAGUCAGUAAAUUUUCACCCAAAUGACAUUAAGCAAAGUUUCUACUUGACCUCUGGAAACAGCAUUACUAUUCUUAACAACAAGAGCAAUCGUAGCAUCAACGACAACAUCAACGACGGCACCAAAAACACCCCCUUAAACAGCAAAAAAAUACUUGAUAUUGUUGAAUCUAACGUCGUUUUAAAAAAUCCACCUAUCGAUGAAAUUUGGGCUGGCAGUUAUAAUUCAUUCGCCAGAACAUCGGAUGGCUCAAUUUUUGCAUGGGGUCUGAACAACUGUCACCAAUUAGGUUGUGUAUAUAGUUAUGAACAUGCGUGUUUCUCGGACAGUGAUUCACGUUAUUUUCCGAGCAAGUGGAUUGUGAAAACAGACAGCAAGACGUUUCAAGUGAGGCAGAUAAGUUCGUCCAUCAAUCACACCUUGGUGCUCGAUCGAGAUGGUUUGGUAUACACUGCUGGUCGCAACACUUACGGUCAGUUGGGAGUUGGAAAGGAAGUGGAGGAAUCUAACAAAUUCCGGUUGGUGUCGGCACUGAAGAGACUUUACUGCACGCACGUAUGCGCUGGUCUGUCGGUUUCAUUCGCAGUUACAGAGGAUGGUAAGCUAUUCAAGUGGGGACAAAGGAGUAGUCAGCUGGGUUGCGAUGAUGAUGGCAAUGAUGAUGAUGAUGAUGGAGCAAAUGAUGCUGAUGUUGGUGUCGUUGAGGUUGUCUCUGAUAUAUUCCUUCCAGAACUUGUUCCGUGUCCCAAGUUGGAGUGA